AUGCUGUUUCCGCCAUUACCUACCGUUUCCUCCUCCAUGGAGGCAAAGGACGUCGACUCGGUGAAUUCUCUCGGAAGGACUCAGCCAGAUGGUGCAUCUCGAACCUCGCAGGUCGAGGUAGCGGGUGACUGCCAUGCGCACCUGCCAUUCGAAAUUCCCAGUGCUGUAGUGUUAUCUGACCCCUCUCUUUUUGUCCUUCGAGACACUGCGAACGAUGUCUAUCGUCGAAUCAACUCCGACCCCUCUUACUCGAACCAGUUUAUCAUCGUGUCAAAUGUAUCCCAACCUCUGCAGGAGCUAUUAGCUGGAGAUCGAAACCCCCUUGAGGUUACCUGCAGGUUGACGCUCGACAAACAGCACCAGAAAGUCGUUAUUCGAAUAAUGCCCUCAAAUGCUCACGAGCGCGUAACGCGGUCAUUUUCAAAUAAACUUGUCGUGAAAUUAUUCGAAAUGGGAAUUGAUCCAGACGAUUACACUAUGAACACGGCCACCCGGUACAGCGGAAGAACAUGCGACAAAGAAGCUGAUGAGUCUCUCACUCCGUCAAGGAAUCCUCCCGAAGGUAACGACUGGCCUUCACUCGUUAUUGAAACUGGUCUUUCUGAAUCAGAAGCACAACUACGAACUGAUGCACACUGGUGGUUCUCAAAUUCUGGAUACCAAGUCAAUACGGUCAUACUCUUUCAUAUCCGGAGAUCCCCCGAGCGCAGAGUCAUCUUGAAAGUCUACAAGCUCAGACCUAUCACCCCCAGAAUCACUCGUGGACUACAGGCAGAGGUCGAUCGCUCUCUGCUAUCUAAUCGUACGACUCCUCAAACAGAGUCCCCAACAGUGCUGCGACCUCAUUUAUCAGACGAAGAGAUUAUCGUUACCUCGAUAAGUGUUGAGAAUGCUCCACUGGUGCUAGAGUUCGAAUCCGUCAUGCGCCGCCCGCCCACCCCUAGCACGAUGGAAAGAGAUAUACUGUUCACAGCUGAGGAUCUUGCUGCGUGCUGCCGCCACGCCCUUCAAAUAGCUUGA
Molecule: messenger RNA, 1020 nt
Organism: Aspergillus lentulus
Lineage: Eukaryota; Fungi; Ascomycota; Eurotiomycetes; Eurotiales; Aspergillaceae
Source: RefSeq, a predicted model, not a curated record